AUGCCUAUACCUCAAGAUCUAAGCAGAAUAACGAGAAAAUACGAUGCAAGCGUUGUGGACCACUUUGAGAAUCCCAGAAAUGUCGGGUCUCUUGAUAAAGCAGACCCAAGGGUUGGAACAGGAAUAGUUGGUGCGCCUGCCUGCGGAGACGUGAUGAAGCUGCAGAUCAAGGUGGGGAAGGACAAUGUGAUUGAGGAUGCAAAGUUUAAGACUUUUGGGUGCGGGUCUGCCAUUGCAUCUUCGAGUCUGGCAACGGAGUGGAUCAAGAAAAAGACAUUAGACGAGUCACUGAAGAUAUCCAAUAGAGAUAUAGCAAAGAAGCUUGCAUUGCCGCCAAUCAAGCUCCACUGCUCCAUGCUGGCCGAGGAUGCCAUCAAGUCUGCAAUCAAGGAUUUCCUUGACAAGAACAAGCCGUCACAAUGA
Encephalitozoon hellem ATCC 50504 is the source of this 423-nucleotide messenger RNA. RefSeq names its product Fe-S cluster assembly protein IscU. Gene Ontology annotation, molecular function: ferrous iron binding; 2 iron, 2 sulfur cluster binding. The record is from RefSeq and is a predicted model, not a curated record. Gene Ontology annotation, cellular component: cytoplasm; mitochondrial matrix. Gene Ontology annotation, biological process: intracellular iron ion homeostasis; iron-sulfur cluster assembly. The transcript has a single exon. NCBI's taxonomy places the organism in Eukaryota, Fungi, Microsporidia, Unikaryonidae. Bases 1 to 423 code for a protein of 140 amino acids.